Messenger RNA from Arachis stenosperma, 540 nucleotides. RefSeq lists its product as uncharacterized. The transcript has a single exon. NCBI's taxonomy places the organism in Eukaryota, Viridiplantae, Streptophyta, Magnoliopsida, Fabales, Fabaceae. The coding region runs from base 1 to 540 and encodes 179 amino acids. The record is from RefSeq and is a predicted model, not a curated record.
AUGGGCACCGCCCAAAGUCGACAAAAGAGUUACGCAGAUCAACGAAGAAAACCCUUCGAAUUUCAAGAGGGCGACCACGUGUUCCUAAAAAUCACCCCCACCACCGGGGUAGGAAGGGCUCUUAAGGUACGGAAAUUAAGCCCCUGGUACCUGGGUCCAUUCCAAAUCCUCCGGUGUAUAGGAAAGUCAGCAUACCAGCUCGCCCUACCACCAAAUCUAUCGAGGCUACACAACGUGUUCCAUGUGUCCCAACUCCGAAAAUAUCAGCAUGAUCCAAGCCAUGUGUUACAGCAAGAGGAUGUAAUACUCAAAGACGACCUGACUUUUGAACUACCAGCCAUGAAGAUUGUAGACAGAAGCACGAAGCAACUAAGGAACAAGACGAUACGACUGGUAAAGGUGGCAUGGGGUUGCGGCAACUCAAUGGACUACACAUGGGAAAAAGAGGCAGACAUGAGACAGAAGUUCCCAAACUUGUUUACAGGUAAUGAUCAUGGUGAAGAUUUUCUUUCCUCCUCAACAGUGGGGAAGUUACAAUAA